AGACGCAGACAGCCUGUGCCAGUGCUCAACGCGCCCAAUGAUCUCACCCCGCUAUAAAUAAACGACGACCGACCACGCGCUUCUCUCCUCUCUUCCGUCCCCAUUAUUGCUGGAAAAAAAAGAACACGAGAAAAAUCUAAUCCAAGAGACGGGGAUUCCAGAGCGCCCCCGCUCGGCUAGGGAAGGGAAGGAGAGGCGAAGCGGAGCGGAGGCGAGAUGGGGGCGGCCGAGUCCGUGCCGGAGACCUCCAUACACGAAUUCACCGUCAAGGAUUGCAACGGCAAGGAAGUGAGCCUGGAGACCUACAAGGGGAAGGUCCUCCUUGUUGUUAACGUCGCCUCCAAAUGUGGGUUCACCGAGGUUAAUUACACGCAGCUGACGGAGCUUUAUCGGAAGUACAGGGACAAAGACUUUGAGAUAUUGGCAUUCCCCUGCAAUCAGUUCUUGCGACAAGAGCCAGGUUCUAAUCAGCAGAUAAAAGACUUUGCUUGCACCAGAUUUAAAGCUGAAUACCCAGUUUUUCAGAAGGUGCGUGUAAAUGGCCCGGACGCCGCGCCGGUUUACAAGUUUCUGAAAGCUAGCAAGCCUGGUUUGUUUGGAUCAGCAAGAGUCAAAUGGAAUUUUACCAAGUUUCUCGUGGAUAAAAAUGGGAAGGUCGUUGAGAGAUACGGAACAUCGACGGCUCCAAUGUCAAUUGAGAAGGACAUCCAGAAGGCCCUUGAUGAGGAAUAAAGAUCCCAUGUCCUCUUGUCUCGUCUCAUCCAUCACCCACACUGGCAGAAAUAGGCACUCGCAGAAGUAUUCCGUCGUAGCAACAUUUGCUUGUUUGUAGUAAAUCUGUAUAAUGCCCUCCUUUUCGCCUUCAUGCUCAUUGCGCUCGUGUAAGUAUUGGUUGUAUUAACUAGCCAUUAAUCUUCUCCGUCUUUUUUUUUCUUUUUGCCCUUUUUGGACUGAAGAGUUAAGUCAUGCUAUAUCGAUGCAAAACUAUGUAACAUUGGUGAAGUAUUAUACUCCUACUAGUUUAUAAGGUUUGUGUUUACGCUCA
Messenger RNA from Sorghum bicolor (sorghum), 1045 nucleotides. RefSeq names its product probable glutathione peroxidase 4. Bases 217 to 732 code for a protein of 171 amino acids. The record is from RefSeq and is a predicted model, not a curated record. The transcript has 6 exons. Gene Ontology annotation, biological process: response to oxidative stress. Lineage: Eukaryota; Viridiplantae; Streptophyta; Magnoliopsida; Poales; Poaceae. Gene Ontology annotation, molecular function: glutathione peroxidase activity.